Messenger RNA from Petromyzon marinus (sea lamprey), 5054 nucleotides. Its product is annotated as sodium channel regulatory subunit beta-2-like. Lineage: Eukaryota; Metazoa; Chordata; Hyperoartia; Petromyzontiformes; Petromyzontidae. Gene Ontology annotation, cellular component: plasma membrane. The record is from RefSeq and is a predicted model, not a curated record.
UGGAUUCUGGAACCCAAGACCCGGAGCAUGGAUCAAAGAUGUCAGGGCUUGAAUAUGAAACUCGGAGCACGGAGCAUUGAUUCUGCAACAUAAAAUCAGGAACCCGGAUCGUGGAUCCUGGAACACAAAACUCUGAGUACGUAGUUCACAGCAUAACGCUCAAAACCCGGAUUAUAGAGAAGUCUGCAGCGAUGGGGUCUGAAGCUAGGAACGCAAAACGAGGAGCCCGGAUUUCGGACCGGGCGUGAGCGAGACGCGGGAGCCGCAGCGAGGAGGGAGGUGAGCACUACUGGCGCAGUGGAAGGCACCAUCACCACGGUUCUCAUCACCAUCAUCUCCGCGGCUUUGCUCAUCGCCGGGAACUGCGCACGCGUCAUCAGCUCCCGCGGGGACGGCUCGGAUUGUCGAGGUCAUGGCCGCGAGUCGCCCCCUCCGCCCGGGAGUCUGGGUCAGCCUCCUCCUCGUCCCCACAUUCCUCCUCCUCCUCACGAGCGGACACCCGGCGCUGUGCAUCGAGGUGGUGUCACCGUCUGUGAUGCGCAAUCUGAACGGCAGUAACGUGACGCUGCCCUGCACCCUGGUCUCGUGCUACACGAUGGACUCGAAGCUCAUCAACGUGCACUGGUUCUACUCCGAGAACGCGACCUCCAAGCGGAUCUCCCUGUUCUCGAUGGUGAAGGGGAGCCCGAGCUACGUGGUGUCAAACCAGUUCCGCGGGCGCCUGGAGUGGAGCGGGGACGUGCGCCGCGGCUCCGCCUCGCUCGAGCUGCUGCGCGCCCGGAUCGACGACAGCGGCGUCUACAACUGCAGCGCACGCCACCUCACCGACAAGCGCAAGCUGGGGUUCAGCACCAUGAAGCUCAUCAUCCUCACUGAGAUCCCACGCGAGGAUAAGACGCUGGUGAUCCUGGUGGGGGGCUGCGUGGGGGGCGCCGUGGGUCUCGCGCUGCUGGCGUGCAUCACCUGCAAGCUCGUGAACAUCGCGCGGGCACGCGGCUCACCCGACAACAAGAAGGACCCCCUCGUGAAUUCAUCCCCGCAGCACCAGGCAGGGGACCGUGGCGGAAUCGACACUCAUGAGCAACAGGGGGAGGGAGAGCGCGGGGAGGAAGCCGGCCUGGCGGGAGCGGGGGAGGCUGCUGCGGGGGGCGGCAGGGGGAAGGUGUCCAGUGCCUGAACCCCUGCGGCCACCUCCCCACCCCCCAACGGCCCCCUCCACCUUUGUGAACCCCACCCUCCCCCCCGUCCUCAUCUUUACCCCAGUCCCACACGGCAACCGCGGCCUGUCCCUGAGAGUCGCGAUACUACGCUCGGGGAAGGAUUAGCGCAGGGGGCGAAGAUCCUACCGGCCCACGGGCCCAAACACGGCCCGCGACUUCAUUUCAUACGGCCCACGGCGGCCACAAUGAGGCCUUUCACUUCGAAACAGAUGUCCAUCUGCCACUGCAAGGAUGUUAGCCGUGCUGAUCGGGGCCCAGAGUGGAGAAUAUUUUCGAUCGGGCAACAAAGCGGUUUCUGAUUUUUGCUCCGCACUCAGUCACCGGUUGUCUCGCGAGUAUUUCUGCGCCUGCACAGUUGCGUGUACUUCCUAGCAGCGUCACAGCACAGUGUCAGCCACUGUGCGAUUCACCGCCACAGGGGAAGGCAUUGGAAAGUCGCAAUCGUUUGAGGGCCACCGUUGUCACGGGCAGCAAGUUUGCCGUGCCCCACUGCGGCAACUUGGUCGGGCUGUGGCGUAGUGUCAAUGUCUUGCCCAUGGCAGCAGAGUUUGUUGUCAGAGUGCGAUUGGCAGGCCGAGCGUGCUCACGUCGCCUCUGGCUGCGAUCUGAUGUGCGGUUGCUCAUCCCAGCUGCUGCCGAUCGGAGCGGGCGGCAUCGAUUAGAUUCGCAGAUUUUGGCGGCUUAGAUGUUCCGCCGGGUCUGUCCGGAUUGGCGACCCGAGAAAUAUGUACACGCCCGGCACACCGCAUCCAGUAUACCUCUCGAUAAGGGCUGUGGAUUCUGGUCACGCGAUGUCUACGCCGAUCUAACCAACGACCUGGGAUAAGAAAUGCUCGGUGCUGUUACACAGGGCUCCAGGAGAGGCACAAACCCAAGGUUGAACUCGCAGUGCAACCCGUGGAUUCGGGUGGAUUCGGAGGGGGGCAACCCAAGCCCGCAUCCAUGCCUGAGGCAUUGUGCCUAGAUCUGAUAUUUGACUGAGUCCAGACUGGAGUUGCGAGAGGGUUGGUUGCGAGGGGGUGCAGGAGGGUGGGAGUCGUUGCUGAAGGGAGGCAGGGUGCAGGCAGUGUGCAGAGAAGGUAUACCCAUUGCAUGAUGUGAGGUUUGCUAGUAGCGGCGUGAGGCGUGUGGUGUAAUCGCGACUGUAGUCUACAUGCCGCUGACGAUGCUGUUGAUGAUGAUGAUAGUGAAUAAUCAGCUAUGAAUUUGAAAUAAUUCUGAAGCCCAACAAAUAUGAGGAAACAUGCCCAAAAAAAUGUUUUCUCAUGUAUGUUCCAGGAUACGUGAUUUAUGCAUGUACGUUCCCAGACACGUCCCGGUAAAUAUGCCAACGUCAGCCCAACGUUGCAUGUUUACGGAUGAUCCCAGAUACAUGUGCCCUCACGUAUGUUUACAGAUACAUGUUUCCAGAUACAUGUCAACAAAAUACGUUUCCUCGUGUCCGUCGCCAGAUACAAGUCUCCCGCCAAAAUAUUCAUCUUGAAUGUUUCCAGAUUCAAGUUUCCCGCCAAAAUGUUUCCUCGUGUUCGCCGGAUGUUUCCGUGUCGCUAGAAACGAGGCGACCCAUCUCUUGACAAUGUAGUUCCUUGAUAAUUCAUUUCCCUGACAACUGUUGAGGGAAAUCUUUUUUGUGGAACCAGACUUGUGUGUGUUUCCCUCGUGCACACAUCGGGUGUAACGCCGUCACUCCAUUUAAUUAGUGCUGGGGGGGGGGGGGGGGGUUAAUUGGUGACCGGACAGAUGAGGGAUUAUCUGGAUCCAUAUCAUUUGAGGGAAGACUUUUUGAGGCCAUUGGCUCGUGGUGGGGCCCACGUUGGCACUCGUGGUUGGAACCAUUGGGACCAACCGCUGGCCCAACUUUGGUCAGAACGGUUCCACGUUCACUGGAAGUCGGGCCGUCGUAACGAUUCGUGGGGAGGUGUAACACAUCUGGAUUGAAGAUGCCCCCACCACAAACUUCAUCAUGGGAGGGGGGCAAUCCAUGUGACGAGCCCCCCUACCAGAUUGGCGAUGCAGCCUGCUCAUGGCAACUUCAGAAUCAUUCCCACACGCGUGUGCUCCUUCGGCCACUGUCGCUGUUUCCGCGUUGUGCUGCGUCGCUCCGCUCAUUUUACCCAGAGCCGGUUUUAAUGUUUCACGGUUUUAACGUUUCACUCUUUAACUCGGAGCCGUGUUUUAAGGUUUUAUCUGCACCGCUGGUUUCUAUGUUUUUAAUCGGAGCGAAUUCCACGGUCGUACGGCCUUUGCACGGACGUGUGCGCGUGUCUCUCUCACACACACCGAUCAAUCUCACCAGCGAACACAGUAACCAAGCAGACACCAACACGCCUUCAUCACAUAUAUCACGUCCCUCCACAUAACCAACAUACAUAAGUAUUUAUUUUGAUACCACAUCAGCCGCACCACGCGGCCCUUCCUUGUGGCAGCGCAUAAUUCCAACAGAUGUCACCACUCUGGACCCGUUUCGAAUAUCGUUGCCUCGUCAGCAGCCGUGGCUUGCUCGAACCACUGCUGGCGAACCAUCACUUGUUGAUAGGCAAGGGGCUCCCAGUUCGAUGUUGGGCUUCGACUCGCUCGCGCGUGCCGCUUGUUCCACGACGUCCGUGUCGCCGUACAUGUCUACGUACAUGUAUACGUACAUGUCUACGUACAUGUAUACGUACAUGUCGCCGUACGUGUCGCCGUACAUGUCUACGUACGUGUCGCCUUACGUGUCGCCGUACAUGUCGCCGUACAUGUCUACGUACAUGUCGCCGUACAUGUCGCCGUACAUGUCUACGUACAUGUAUACGUACGUGUCGCCGUACGUGUCUACGUACGUGUCGCCGUACGUGUCGCCGUACAUGUCGCCGUACGUGUCUACGUACAUGUAUACGUACGUGUCGCCGUACGUGUCUACGUACGUGUCUACGUACACGUCUACGUCCAUGUCGCCGUACAUGUCGCCGUACGUGUCUACGUACAUGUCUACGUACGUGUCGCCGUACGUGUCUACGUACAUGUCUACGUACAUGUCUACGUACGUGUCGCCGUACGUGUCGCCGCGCGCUUUAUGGGUGCGGGAAGAGGCUACACGGUGUCCUCGCGGUCCGGAUGUUUCAAUGGAUCGAUCCCCCUACCGCUCACGAACACAACACGGCUAGCGGACAACAGCAGGAGGAUGCCUCCUUCCCGGGGACCGUCUCCACGUUCACGACUGGAGGACAUUCGUCUUUUUAUUUACAUUUCAUUCAUCUGUGGCGCUCUUCUGGAAUAGAUCUGCCAUGCAAGUGGUAACUGUUCCACAUCGAACGAUUUUCUGAUGGAUACAAAUGACGUUUUCGUGUCAUGCUGAGUUAGCCCAAGCAGAGUGACGACGUUGGACAAGGAGACGAACAGACAGCUGCUGGACACGACUGAGACAUGUUUUUACUGAAUCUCGUGACAAUUCAGUGCCACUGAGCGCGUGACCUCGGGGGCAUUGGAGGAGGAGGGGGGAAUCCUUCCCCUCCACCGUCUGAGACGUGGUUUUUAAUUUCGGUGAUAUUUACCAGAGAAAAUGCGUGGAAUGGUUUAAGUUAAUUCACGUGUGUCCAUAUUUAAAACGCUAGAUGUUUAAAAGACCGAAUAUUCCCACAACCUCAAUAGAGAGUACUUAAUGAUUGACACUUAUUUGAGCAACAACACAAAACAGACUUGGAACCCGGCGUUAAUGUUGUGUGUCCCGCACCUCUGAUUCGCACGGGUGGCUACGUACGGUGCGAAAGAAGUUCAUCCUACAUAUAUACCGUACGUGUCGGUAUGUGUCAGUAUGUGGGGAGCGGUAGUGUAGCAGUUAGCGCACUGCAAUACGAA